Molecule: messenger RNA, 546 nt
Organism: Tarenaya hassleriana
Lineage: Eukaryota; Viridiplantae; Streptophyta; Magnoliopsida; Brassicales; Cleomaceae
Product: cysteine-rich PDZ-binding protein
Exons: 4
Coding region: 75-365 (96 amino acids)
Biological process (GO): cytoplasmic microtubule organization
Molecular function (GO): microtubule binding
Source: RefSeq, a predicted model, not a curated record
UCUCUGUUGCUGAUUCAUCCAAUUUGCAUUAGGGUUUCAUCUUGUUCUCGUACAGAGGGACAAGGAAGACGACGAUGGUGUGUGGGAAGUGUGAGAAGAAAUUAUCAAAAGUAAUUGUUCCAGACAAGUGGAAGGAUGGUGCAAGUAAUACAACCGAAGGCGGUGGUCGUAAAAUCAAUGAGAACAAGCUUCUAUCCAAGAAGAACCGGUGGACGCCGUAUGGCAACACAAAGUGCAUUAUAUGCAAGCAGCAAGUUCACCAGGAUGCUAAGUACUGUCACACUUGUGCUUAUAGCAAAGGAGUGUGCGCCAUGUGUGGGAAGCAAGUUCUAGACACGAAGAUGUACAAGCAAAGCAAUGUGUAAAAAGCGUUUCUAAUUCCCUUGUACAAUCUUUAAACCAUUGAAACAGAGGUUCUUAAGAGAAGGGUACAUUUCAAAACUGCAUCUGUUCCAUUUUCGUUGUCUCUUCUUUUAAGAUUCCUGUAAUGUUUCAGACAGAAUCUAAAGUGGAAAUGAAAGUCGGCAUGACAAUUUGCACUGUUUA